Messenger RNA from Lodderomyces jiufengensis, 609 nucleotides. It is a transcript of the gene RPL13, whose product is annotated as 60S ribosomal protein eL13. Lineage: Eukaryota; Fungi; Ascomycota; Pichiomycetes; Serinales; Debaryomycetaceae. Bases 1 to 609 code for a protein of 202 amino acids. Gene Ontology annotation, biological process: translation. The transcript has a single exon. Gene Ontology annotation, molecular function: RNA binding; structural constituent of ribosome. Gene Ontology annotation, cellular component: ribosome; cytosolic large ribosomal subunit. The record is from RefSeq and is a predicted model, not a curated record.
AUGGCUAUCUCAAAAAAUUUACCAUUAUUGAAUAAUCAUUUCAGAAAACACUGGCAAGAAAGAGUCAAAGUUCAUUUUGACCAAGCUGGUAAAAAAGCUUCAAGAAGACAAUCAAGAUUAAGAAAAGCUGCCAAAGUUGCACCAAAACCUAUUGACACUUUAAGACCAGCUGUUAGAGCUCCAACCAUUAAAUAUAAUAGAAAAGUCAGAGCAGGUAGAGGUUUCACCUUAGCUGAAAUUAAAGCUGUUGGUUUAACUCCAAAAUACGCUAGAACCAUUGGUAUUUCAGUUGAUCAUAGAAGACAAAAUAGAAGUCAAGAAACUUUUGAACAAAAUGUUUUAAGAUUAAAAGAAUAUAAAUCAAAAUUAGUCAUUUUUGAUAAAAAAACCAAAGCUUCAGAAACUGUUACAUACGAACAAUUAUCAACUUCAGCUACUUUCCCAAUUGAAAAAUCUGUUGGUGAAAAAGGUACUAGAGCUGUUGAAGUACCAGAACAAACUGCUUAUAGAACUUUAAGAUUAGCCAGAAAUGAUAAAAAAUUCAAAGGUAUUAGAGAAAAAAGAUCAAAAGAAAAAGCUGAAGCUGAAGCUGAAAAAGCUAAAAAAUAA